Messenger RNA from Penicillium brevicompactum, 1923 nucleotides. RefSeq lists its product as uncharacterized. The record is from RefSeq and is a predicted model, not a curated record. The transcript has 3 exons. NCBI's taxonomy places the organism in Eukaryota, Fungi, Ascomycota, Eurotiomycetes, Eurotiales, Aspergillaceae. The coding region runs from base 1 to 1923 and encodes 640 amino acids.
AUGAUGAGUGCCAAGCCCUGUUCCCGCGUCCACUUCCGCUCGAUCAAGUUUACCUUCCUUGCGAGCAUUGCCCACCAAAGAUACGCCUCAAUGGCUCCCAGACUGCGCAGUGCGCUCGGCCUUUCGCGUCAACUGGACGCCAGCGCCGUGUUCUACUGCCCGUCGUGCGCCAUCUGGCGACGAACACUGUCGACGCGCAACAUCGACAAAGCCAACACCCUCCGACGGAACGGCCGAUCUCAAAACACAAUUGCUGCAUCCAGUCCUCGAGCAUUCACUAGCUCGACUGUCAUUACUGCAAAGAGCGUUCCACCGCGAUUCAAGGACCUACACGCGGCCCUCGAGGGAGUCAAAGAUGCCUCUCUGGAGCAAGUAAACCUCAGCAGACUGCAGCUUGCGCUCCGAGGGUUGGAAACAGAGGCGCCUUUAAUCAGAGUAGCUGUCCUUGGGUUGAACGAUGCAACCUCCGCCCGAAAACUUGUCAGACUCCUGCUUGCAGACCCUCUGAUGCCACGACAAAAUUGGGAAGACAUCCUUGAGACAUAUGAUACCGAUACUUCCCGCGGGCUAUUGAUCAGAUAUGGCGAAAGCUCAGAAUCUAUCCCUAACGACCUACUACCCACGAUCUCGGUCCCGUCACCCAUACUUAAAGAGGGUAACUUGGAGAUCCUCGUUAGCACACUCGGCUCCGAAGCCGAUCAAAACGCUGCUACUUUCAACGCCGAUACCUUCCUCGUUCCCACCGUGACUAUACAGACCUCUCACUCGGGUCGGCAUAACGCAAUUCGGUAUCCCGUGCACCGUACUAUUGUGUGCGGGAGUGGAGUCGAUGGGCUUCUUUCAUACAGUACGAUGAUCGGCCGAUCGAACCUGAAGAACGAGGUUUCAUCAAUUCGCGGGGCCAUUGAACUCGCUGCGGCGGAUCAGAAAUCAACUAGCGAGCGUGUUUCCCUGGUAGAUUCCGAUCGCGCUAGCGCGGCACUUGACAAAUUCCGCGAGUCUGUUGACAAUGCCCGGGACUACGAACGUGGAUGGAAUGGCAGUGGUGUACAGCCGCUUAUCGACUGGCUGGCGAACUCUUCCAACAAAUCAACCGGAACCCCCAUGAACCCAACGUUGCUUCCACUGGUGGAGUCUAUCCUCGAUUCUGCUGAUGCCAGUGUACUUGCCAGGGAUGUCAAGGCACUUUAUGAACAGACAGCCGGCGUAGCCCCUGAAGAGAUCCGAUCCAAGUUGGAUAGCGGCAUCACUACCUGGGCCGAGCGCGCUCACUCCGAGCUCCGAAGCUCCCUCGAAGAAGGACUAUCUAGCCCGCGCUGGCGAGGCCUCGCUUGGUGGAAGCUCUUCUGGCGCGUUGACGAUGUCAGCAUGAUCACAUCUGAAAUCCUGGAUAAGAAAUUCCUGCGCCGAGCGGAGCAAGAAGUCAUCUGGAGUUCGGGCAAGUACCAGCAGGCCGGCCUGUUGGACGAACGGUCAAGCUCAAACUCUGAACAGCCAGUUUCAGCGUCCUGGCCCACUCAAAUCCCGGAUCUUCGCACUAAGCUCCUCACUACAACUGUGCCAUCCCUCCAAGCCCUUGCACAGAGCCUAGUCCUUUUCAGCGUGUCCACGACCACUCUGACCUCUGCCUUGUCUGCUUUGACGUAUGUUGCUAUCCCCGCGGCAGGUGUGUACGAGUCAUGUACGCUUGCUGCGGUGGGUCUCAUCUACUCAAUUCGCCGGCAACAGAAGAGAUGGGACGUCGCUCGCACGUUCUGGGAAGAAGAGGUUCGUGAGGAGGGACGCACAUCUCUAUUGGAAACCGAGGCUUCGCUUCGUGAGAUUGUGCGGAAUGGGGGUCAGGCCAUUGAAGAUCUGUCGGAUCCCCGUCCGCGUGAGAGUGUCGCGAAAGCGAGAAAGGCCCUUGAAGACUUGAGAGCUUGA